Molecule: messenger RNA, 684 nt
Organism: Molossus molossus (Pallas's mastiff bat)
Lineage: Eukaryota; Metazoa; Chordata; Mammalia; Chiroptera; Molossidae
Gene: CTXN3
Product: cortexin 3
Exons: 2
Coding region: 402-647 (81 amino acids)
Source: RefSeq, a predicted model, not a curated record
UCCUCUGAAGAGUUGCUGAGGCAGAACUGAAAUCAUGGCUCGCCUCAGAGCAGCAGCCGUUUUGGCCGCUAAUGAUGCCUCACACAGAAAGACGAUGCCCCUUUAACUCGAGGGUUUUAAGGGGAAGUUUCUAAGCCUGAAACAACAGCUUUAGAUCUGGGCUGUGCCAUCAGCUGCUUGCAGCACCACUGCCUACUGCUUUGACACAGCCCGGUCGGGAAGAAUGGAAACUGAAGAAGCUCGUAACUACCUGUAACUGUUCCACCAGGAAAUGGAUCAAGUGUUUGUGCAGCCAGAUCCAGAGAAGUCGGCCUCUCCAAGGUGCAAACACCAUGACCCCCGCAGACCGAUGAUGGAAGGAGAGCAAACUGGCCGAUCCUGUGCUCUGGCGACCCUGGACCAUGGACGGAGGACAGCCCGUCCCGUCACCCCUACUGCCCUUUGGGAACACGCUGUCAGAUUCUAGCAUGUCUGUGGAGCAGAAAACCACAUUUGUUUUUGUGAUUUUGCUGUUUAUCAUCUUGGGCGUCCUCAUCGUCAGGUGCUUCCGGAUUCUUCUGGACCCAUAUCGGAGCAUGCCAACCUCGACCUGGGCGGACGGCCUGGAGGGCCUGGAGAAAGGGCAGUUUGACCAUGCCCUUGCUUAGCCGGGGGGCGCACAGCCCCCCUGAGGAGCUGACGUGC